AUGAGAAAUAUUACUGGUGCUGUGAAUGCAAGUCGUGAAGAAGUAGUCCAAGCACUUGAUACAAUAAAAAGAACAGCAUCUCAGUCACAUGAUUUUCCACUUCAAAUAAUCCAAAAUACUGUAGUUAACAUGUCUCAAAGUUCUUAUUCCAAUAUGCCAGGUAGAGAGGCAUUAUGUAAACGAAUUGCACGUGUUAGAAAUGAAAACAUACCAUCUCAACCACAAUCAUUGCAAGAUAUUGAUGUUCCCACCCACUUGCACACAACCAUCAGUGGUGAACAGUUUUCGGCAAGAGAAAUAGAAUUAGAUGAAGAAAAGAUUAUGAUUUUUU
Molecule: messenger RNA, 331 nt
Organism: Entrophospora sp. SA101
Lineage: Eukaryota; Fungi; Glomeromycota; Glomeromycetes; Entrophosporales; Entrophosporaceae
Source: the annotation of a GenBank genome assembly